CAGGACCGGGCGGGCGGCUGGCUCCUGCUGCUCUGAGCCGCCGGCGGGGAGCUCCAGGCAGAGGAUGCUCCCCAAUGGCACCUGCACCAGGCUUCCGGGCUGUGCAGGCAGCGGCGGCGGCGGAGCCGGCAGCGCCUCGGAGGAGGCUGCGGCAGGGGGCAUGGACUCGGGCGGCAGGAACUCCUCCGGCGCCCCGAACAGCACCCUGAGUGAGUCUCAGGGCAGCGCUAUCCUCAUCUCAUUCAUCUACUCCGUGGUGUGCCUGGUCGGGCUGUGCGGCAACUCCAUGGUCAUCUAUGUGAUACUACGUUAUGCCAAGAUGAAGACGGCCACCAACAUCUACAUCCUCAACUUGGCCAUAGCAGAUGAGCUGCUGAUGCUCAGCGUCCCCUUUCUGGUCACCUCCACCCUGCUGCACCACUGGCCCUUUGGCUCACUGCUCUGCCGCCUGGUGCUCAGUGUGGAUGCCAUCAACAUGUUCACCAGCAUCUACUGCCUGACUGUGCUCAGUGUGGAUCGCUACAUCGCCGUAGUGCACCCCAUCAAGGCGGCCAGGUACCGCCGUCCCACUGUGGCUAAAAUGGUCAAUCUGGGUGUCUGGGUGCUUUCCAUCCUCAUCAUCUUGCCCAUCAUCAUCUUCUCCAACACAGCAGCCAACAGUGACGGAACAGUGGCUUGCAACAUGCUCAUGCCAGAACCCACACAGAGGUGGCUGGUGGUCUUUGUAGUCUACACCUUUCUGAUGGGCUUCUUGCUACCUGUAGUGGCCAUCUGUCUCUGCUACAUCCUCAUCAUUGCCAAGAUGCGCAUGGUGGCCCUGAAGGCUGGCUGGCAGCAACGCAAACGCUCGGAGCGCAAGAUUACUCUCAUGGUCAUGAUGGUGGUGAUGGUCUUUGUCAUCUGCUGGAUGCCCUUCUACAUUGUGCAGCUGGUCAAUGUCUUUGUAGAGCAGGAUGAUGCCACCAUCAGCCAGCUUUCUGUCAUCUUGGGUUAUGCCAACAGCUGUGCCAACCCCAUCCUCUAUGGCUUUCUCUCGGACAAUUUCAAGCGGUCCUUCCAGCGGCUGCUCUGCCUCAGUUGGAUGGACAAUGCUGCAGAGGAACCCAUCGACUACUAUGCCACUGCCCUCAAGAGCAGAGCAUACAGCGUGGAGGACUUUCCCCCAGACAACUUGGAGUCAGGGAGCAUGUACAGGAAUGGCACUUGCACCUCCAGGAUUACCACCCUCUGAGGAAGCAUUCCUGACUCCCUGCUCCCCUACUGCCCCCAGCAGGAGGGUGAGCAAGUCCAGGGCUGUGGCAUGGGGGAGCUGGGAGGGAGGGGUUUUUUGUCCUGCCCGAAAACAGUGGUGGUUGGCAGAAGAAGUGAAGAAAACCCCGCAUCCUAGGUCUGAUGCCCCAUCCCAGACCCCUGUCUGCCUCCCUUGAGAGCAGGUGCAUUUGCUGAUGCUUUGACACCCACUUAACAAAUUGCCACACUCAUGGGUCGUCUUAGGGUCUGUCAGCCCAGCUCUGCUACCCGUCUUUGUCUAAUUAGUGGCUGUAAGGGUCCUACAGUGAUUCUCCCUCACCUUUUGUACAGGUUGCCUUCCUGCUCGGUCCAUAGGACCCCCAGGCCACUGAGUCAAGCCUCCCCAUUCAGGUUCAGAUUCCCCCUGACUGAAAGUG
Molecule: messenger RNA, 1667 nt
Organism: Melopsittacus undulatus (budgerigar)
Lineage: Eukaryota; Metazoa; Chordata; Aves; Psittaciformes; Psittaculidae
Gene: SSTR1
Product: somatostatin receptor 1
Exons: 1
Coding region: 65-1231 (388 amino acids)
Biological process (GO): neuropeptide signaling pathway; cellular response to estradiol stimulus
Cellular component (GO): neuron projection; plasma membrane
Molecular function (GO): somatostatin receptor activity; neuropeptide binding
Source: RefSeq, a predicted model, not a curated record